Messenger RNA from Salpingoeca rosetta, 1836 nucleotides. RefSeq lists its product as uncharacterized. Lineage: Eukaryota; Choanoflagellata; Craspedida; Salpingoecidae. The transcript is spliced from 6 exons. The record is from RefSeq and is a predicted model, not a curated record. Bases 1 to 1836 code for a protein of 611 amino acids.
AUGCUGUCUGCAUCGUGUCAGGCUGACGCACCGGCAGAUCUCAUCCUUGGCGACGCCGUGUCAACGAAAUACUUCCUGCAAGAGACUGGUGGACGAUGUGUGCUGUCGGUCCCCUCUGCGAGCGGGUACUACUUUGAAGUCAUCCAGGAGAACGGCUUUGGCUUGAGCCCCUGCCCGAAUGCUGGCCAGUGCAAGUGCAACGUCUUCAAGCCCUGCUACGGAGAUGACUGUCUGCGUGCGCGCCCCUGCACGACGGAGAGCGGCCUGCCCCACGAGCAAUGCCGCAAGCUGACCCCGUGCCAGUCGUACCGCGAGGACUUUGCCACCAACAUGCUGAUGACCAUGCCGUGCGUCACUGCCCCGCUGACGGCCCGCACCCCAGCAGAGCUGGCGGCCCUCGGUGCACUCAUGAAGACCUCCCUCCUCGCCACAUGUGGCAUCGACAGAUUGCUGUGCCGGUACGCGGGCGUGCUGCCUGGCGAAUUGCAAGUGGUGGAUGAGUCCACUGCGCUCAUUGCCGUUCUCAGCGACCUUGAUGUUGAUCGUGUUGCGCAAUGCAUUGCGGACAACGGGCCCAUCCCUGUCCAGGACUGCCAGAUCACGCGCGUGCACGCGGAGGGCGCCUCCACAACGCUGUCCUCCACGUCAUCCACCACAACUUCGACGUCAACAUCAAGCACCACCUCCACCUCCUCCACCUCCUCCUUCUCAACGACUUCCACAUCCACGUCGACCACCUCCACAUCCACGUCCACCACCACGUCUACCUCAACCACCACAUCCACAUCGACGUCGUCCACAACUAGCUCGUCCACCACCUCCACGUCCACUUCCACCACCACAUCUUCAUCAACCACAUCGUCAACAUCAACAACUUCCUCCUCCUUCUCCGCCACCACCACAACCUCCACCUCCACCUCCUCCACCUCCACCUCCUCAUCAUCGUCAUCGGUGUUCCCCUCCACCUACAGCGCCCCCGACUGCGAGAUUUCACCGCUCGUGCUCGACUGCGCGGAUCUUGCGUCACGCGACGCCGUCACGACGGCUGGCGCGUGCGGCGUUGAGAGCGUCGUCAGCUGCUGCUGUUCGGAGUUUCUCAACCUCGUUCGCGUUGGCGAGUCCGUGACAGCCGCCGCAGGCAUCACCUCGCUGGCGUUUGGCUCCGUCGCGUGGAUUGGAGGCAGCGUGUACGCACGUGGACAGUUCUUCCAGCCGGGCCGCAUUUCCACGGUGGACUUUGGCGCGCUGACAUAUGUGAACGGCGUGAUUGACCUGUACUACAACGACAUCACCUCCAUCAACACAGGCAACCUGAUGCACAUUGGCGGACUCAACCUCGGCAACAACGAGCUGUACACCGUCGCCUUUCCCAACCUGCACACCAUCACGGGGAUGCUCAACUUGGCCUACACGCGCGUGGGCGUGGUGGACCUCGGCCCCAUCCAGCGCAUCGACGGGUACUUUGAUGUUGGCGACUCCUGGAUCACGUCCCUCGACUUUGGACAGACCACCCACAUUGGCGGAGACGUGUUUGUCGGCUUCACGGGUCUUGAGACGGUCAACCUUGGUCCCCUGCGCACCGUCGGUGGCUCGCUCAUCCUGGAGUACAACUCGCUCACCACCGUCGACUUUGGCGACCUCACGUCCGUGGAGGGCACGUUGUAUCUUGGCGGCAACCAGCUGACAGCCAUCGACCUGACGACGCUGACGUACAUUGGCGGUGACAUCCACGUGGACAGCAACACGAUGCUAACGGAGAUCAACUGCAACGGUCUCGGAUCGUGCAUCAGCGCAGACUCUGGUGCCACCCUCAUCAACUGCCCGGCCGCCUGCUGA